Molecule: messenger RNA, 1376 nt
Organism: Aplysia californica (California sea hare)
Lineage: Eukaryota; Metazoa; Mollusca; Gastropoda; Aplysiida; Aplysiidae
Product: polyprenol reductase
Exons: 5
Coding region: 177-1142 (321 amino acids)
Biological process (GO): dolichol-linked oligosaccharide biosynthetic process; polyprenol catabolic process
Cellular component (GO): endoplasmic reticulum
Molecular function (GO): 3-oxo-5-alpha-steroid 4-dehydrogenase activity
Source: RefSeq, a predicted model, not a curated record
AGGCAAAGCGUGUUGACUGUUGUGUGUGUACAAUGUACAAGUACAGUGUACACCUGGAGCAACAACAAGGAAAUGACCUUACAAAAAAGCAACAAUCAUACAAAAACAACAGAAACAAGCUAGGGCAGUAGAUCUAGAUCUAGAUAGAUCUAAUCUAGAUCUAGUUAGAUCUAAAUAUGAACGGGUGUAUUGUUAUAAACUCUUUUUUUCAUUUCAAUCUUUUGAGCUGUCUUUGGAUCUUGUCGGCGUUGGCGAUUCUUGCGUUCCAUGUCCUUAUAUCAUGUGAAUUUUCUGUUGCUGUAAAGUUAAAAGGUCUCUAUCACUAUGGAAAAUUGAAAAUGACAUCCUGUGGCAGUGUGAAGACUUCACCACCCGAGUUUCCACUUCCACACUUCUUGUGUUCAAUACCUAAGAGAUGGUUCACUCACUUCUACGCCGUUGGUCUUUGUGCUCACAGUUUCGUAUUUAUUUUUGUGGUGUCUGGAGCUCUGGGCUUGUUCUUUGAAACUGGGCUGAAUGACCUCAUCAGAUGGAUCAGCUGGCCAUGUGGUGAAUCAGGUAUGGAGUGUAGCCCAUAUCCCUUUCUGUUUGUCUAUUUCAUGGAAUGGAUGCAAAUCAGCAAACGUCUGUUUGAGUGUGUCAAGGUCAGCCACUUCUCACCGGGCACAAUGAGUUUUGUCCACUACUUCUAUGGGGUUUUCUUUUACUCAUCGUUUGGAAUCGGUCUCUUGUCUUCUGUCAAGAUGAAUCUUGGAGAUUUCCCAGGUACCAUACCUAGAGAAGAGCUGCCGUAUAUUUGUGCUGGUGUUUGUGUUUUCUUUGUUGCGUGGUACUACCAACAUCAAAGUAUGCUGACUCUGGCCUCUUUACGCUCGGGGGUCAAAGAAAAAGCCUCUACCUCCCAUUACAUUCCGAGAGGUCACCUGUUUGGGUUUGUCUCCUGCCCCCACUACUUCUGUGAGAUGGUCAUCUACGCCUCCUUUUGCUUGGUCUUCCAAGGCAGGAACAGUUUUCUCCUGGCAGUCACUCUGUUUGUGUGGGUGACCCAGAUAGUCUCAGGGCUGCUCACUCAUCGGUGGUACUUACAGACAUUCCCUAGCUAUCCCCGGGAGAGAAGAGCAGUGAUUCCGUACUUGUUGUGACCUCAGUGAGAAAGUCAGGUUGUGUAGUGGAGUGUGAAAGAAACCAAAGAUCUGCCCAUCUGAAUGUAGGUCUGUGUGUAUGUCUCUUGUUUGCUUUUUCUACUACUUUUUUAUCUUUUUCUAUCCCUCUUUCCUUUUUGUCUACUCUCUUUCUAUAUGCUGUCAAGCCCACACAUAGCAAAUAGAUUUUCAGGUCACAAAUGUUUUCUUAUAUUUUCUUUUGUCAAAAAAAAA